Molecule: messenger RNA, 1308 nt
Organism: Salvelinus namaycush (lake trout)
Lineage: Eukaryota; Metazoa; Chordata; Actinopteri; Salmoniformes; Salmonidae
Product: membrane-spanning 4-domains subfamily A member 4A-like
Exons: 9
Coding region: 176-952 (258 amino acids)
Cellular component (GO): membrane
Source: RefSeq, a predicted model, not a curated record
GGAACAUCACAAUUCCUCCACCUGAGACACCCCUCUAUAGUUACGCAUCAACCCUGCACUAGUCAAGUGUCACCCCUCCUCAGAAAUUGGCAGUAUUUAUGUUACAGUCAAGUAUCAACCCUGCACUAGUGGAGCGUCACCCCUCCUUCUCAACCCUCACCCCUGCAUUGGUCAGAUGUCCAGCUCUCAAACAACCACCACUAAUGGGGUGGUGGUCAUCACCCAUGUCUACCCCUAUGGGAACGGGGUGGGGGUCGCGGGGGUCGCUUCUACCCCUCACUGUCUGGGACAGACGGUUUUCUCAGUGCUGGGAAGUUUCCGGGCAGGGCAUCCAAAAGCGCUUGGGACCGUACAGAUCAUGAUUGGUUUGAUGAUGCUGUUAACAGGAAUUGUGAUGGCUACAGCCCCGUGGUUGGAUAAUAUUGGAGUAGUCAGUGGAAUAUUUGUCUGGGGAUCGAUCAUUUAUGUAGUUGCAGGCUCUCUCACUGUUGCCGCUGACAACAAACUGAACAAAUGUCUGGUGAAAGGCUCCCUGGGAAUGAAUGUUGUCGCCACGGUUACUGCUCUUACUGGCAUCAUCCUCCAUUCUUUAGACAGUGCUGGGAUCAUGUUGUACUGUGACUCUACAUACGAUUUCUGUCAACAGUACUGGGUCAGGUCUCAGGGAAUAUCAGGUCUUUUGGCUGUUUUCUCCUUGCUGGAGUUCAUAGUGUCCAUUUGUGUCUCGUCAUUCGCCUGCAGAGCUGUCUGCCUGUGCUGCCGUUCCACCCCUGAGCAAGUGUCCUCCAUUGGGUAUCAAAUACCGGUACCUCAUGGCAGCAUGACUCCAAGCAACGCACCUUACCCUCCUCAGAACAACUACGAGACUGGGAACUACCCGAAGGUUCCUGAGGGAGACGGUAUGGGUACAGGGUUUCAACAGAACCACCUGCCUCCUCAAUACACUGCCUGAGAAACGGGCCUGUGAAUCCAUUGCUAUUUUUCUUGUUGAAAUCAUGUUCUCAUGUAGACCUAUGUUUCUGAUCCAAGCCAGGCAAUGGUUAGCAGCACCACAUCACUGAUCUGAAUAAUUUGACAGUUAAAUACUGUUAGUGUAUCGUAAUGUUAUAUAUGAUCUUUUGGCUACUAUAUGGUUAACAUUUUAAUGUUUUUUCUGUCUCUCAUAAUUUUCUAUAGAAAAAUAGUAGCCUUCAUUUAUCAACAAAAAUCAACCACGGUGUAUCCUUUGUCAAUGUUUGUAAAUGACAUGGGCCUAUAAUGAUGACAUUUAUUGCAAAUACAUAUCACUGAAUAAACUGGGAAAAAAUG